This is a messenger RNA of Mytilinidion resinicola, 1193 nucleotides long. Its product is annotated as NAD(P)-binding protein. The transcript is spliced from 2 exons. The record is from RefSeq and is a predicted model, not a curated record. Lineage: Eukaryota; Fungi; Ascomycota; Dothideomycetes; Mytilinidiales; Mytilinidiaceae. The coding region runs from base 1 to 1005 and encodes 334 amino acids.
AUGUCUACCCUCUCAGCCCUCCAUGGGGUUCGUUCAGUUCUUGUGUCAAAUCUUUUCGUGAAGCUCCCCGUCCCAAAAUCUUCAGAGCUGUCAAAUCACACGAUUAUUGUGACUGGCGCCAACACCGGCCUUGGAUUCGAAGCCAGCGCUCACUUAUCACGACUGGGGGUGGGAAAGUUGAUUAUGGCAGUGCGCACUCCAGCCAAAGGCGACGAGGCAAGGAAAAAGCUUCUCAAAUUGACCGGUCAACCAGACUCGUCUAUUGAAGUCUGGCCCAUCGACAUGGACAGCUACGAUUCCAUCAAGACUUUCGCGGCUCGUGCCUCUCAGCUUCCACGCCUUGAUGGCGUGUUAGCCAAUGCUGGAAUCAUGACUGAGCAUUUCAGUCUGAGUGAAGGCAACGAAAAGACUCUGAAUGUCAACGUCAUCAGUACCUUCUUGUUGUAUCUGCUGCUCCUACCGAAGAUGCGCGAAUCCGUGCAGCAGACAGGAUAUGCCUGCCGCUUUGUGAUCCCUAACAGCGCGUUACAUUACAUAGUCCCGCUAGCAGAGCUCGAACCUACCAACCCAAGCAUCAUCGGCCGGCUAAACGAUCCUGAGAAAGCCAAUAUGGGUGGUCGAUACCCUCUGAGCAAGUUGCUCGUCAUCUACGCAGUGCGCGAGUUCGCCGAGCGGUCCAGCGCUUCUGGAAAGGGAUUAUGCAUCAUCAACACGCCGAACCCCAGCUUCUGCAAGUCGAACCUGGCACGCGAGGCCCAAGGAAGCCGCGGCUUUAGAGUUGCGGAGAAGCUCUUAGCCCGCUCCACUGAAGAAGGCAGUCGCGUUCUGGUUCAUGGGUUGUUGGCAGGUCCAGAAACCAAUGGCCAGUAUCUGUCCGACUGCCAUGUCGAGACUCCUGCGCGCCACGUCACUAGAGAUUGGGGUAAACAGGUACAGAAGAAGUUUUUCAACGAGCUUCUCAAGCAGCUGGAAAUGAUCCAACCAGGCAUCUCGUCGAACAUCUGAUUUCUCUUAAUAACAAUGACACCAUAUCCGACAUGGGAUAUCUUUUGCAAGGGUGAUAUACAGAGCGUAUAUUGCAGGCAAAAGUGUGCUCAUUGCGUUAGAUGCGCUUUUCUAUGUAUACAAUCAUUCGUUGAACGAGAUAAAAUAACUUAAUACACCUUUAACAGAGUCAGAGGUAGCCCAUAGCC